Messenger RNA from Trypanosoma rangeli, 306 nucleotides. RefSeq lists its product as uncharacterized. Bases 1 to 306 code for a protein of 101 amino acids. The transcript has a single exon. Lineage: Eukaryota; Euglenozoa; Kinetoplastea; Trypanosomatida; Trypanosomatidae. The record is from RefSeq and is a predicted model, not a curated record.
AUGUCUACCGUUGAUGCGGAUGCGAAUUCAAGUCCCGAUGAUGCCGGCUAUGCUGUGUCUCCUGUUGAGGAAAACGCCAACGAGUGCCAGGAGGGGAAACAAGAAGAGGAGGCCCUGCCGCCGCGUGGAGGAGGUCUCACCUUCGAUGAAAAGAGGGCUGGUUUAAUUGUCUUGGGCUGCUUUCUCUUUCAGGAGGCUGAUAGCAGCGCAUUUCGCACAAUGUUGGUGGCGUCUGUUGCUGCGUAUGCCGUCUCAAAAUUAUUCGUCACUUCCUUUGUUACUCUUUCCUCCUCCAAAGCUGAGUGA